UCAUCAGUUAUCAAACAAGCAAGUUAAGAAAAAAAAUGGCAACCUUAAAAUUUCUUUUAGUUGUCAUUCUUUGUCUUGCAUUUGCCUUCGGGCUUGCUAAUUCACAAGGCUUGCAAGUAGGGUUUUACAAGAAAACAUGUCCAAAUGUAGAAGCAAUUGUCAAAAAGGCAACAACUGACUUUGUUUCUCGUGCUCCUACUUUGGCUGCCCCAUUAUUGAGAAUGCAUUUUCAUGAUUGUUUUGUUAGGGGAUGUGAUGGUUCAGUGCUACUGAAUUCAACAAAAGGUAAUCAAGCAGAGAAAGAUGCAAUUCCAAAUCAAAGCCUGAGGGGAUUCCAAGUGAUUGAUGCUGCUAAAUCUGCUUUAGAAAAACAGUGUCCUGGCAUUGUGUCUUGCACUGAUAUUUUAGCCUUAGUAGCUCGUGAUGCUGUUUCACUGAUUAAUGGACCAACUUGGCAAGUAGAGUUGGGAAGAAGAGAUGGGAGAGUUUCAAUUCUCUCAGAGGCCAUAAGAAACCUGCCAACUCCUUUUGACAACUUUACUACUCUAAAAUCAUCAUUUGGCGCUUUGGGCCUAAGUGUAAAAGACCUUGUUGUUCUAUCAGGUGGACAUACUCUUGGGGUAUCACAUUGUUUUUCCUUCGGAAGUCGUUUGUACAAUUUCACUGGUAAAGGUGAUACAGACCCAAACAUGGAUCAGAACUACAUAGGUCAAUUGAAGACCAAAUGCAAGCCAAAUGAUGUGACCACUACUGUUGAAAUGGACCCUGGAAGUGCCAAGAAUUUUGACACAGAUUAUUACACUAUGGUUAGCAAAAGAAGAGGGUUGUUCGCAUCUGAUGCAGCUCUUCUCACAAAUACUCAAACAAAAGCUUAUGUCUUGUCCCAAUUAAAUACCCCUGGAUCAACUUUCUUCGAGGAUUUUGGAGUAUCAAUGGUGAAUAUGGGCAAAAUUGGGGUCCUUACUGGGAAAGCAGGUGAAAUCAGAAAACAUUGCGCUAUUAGAAAUUAAUUAGAGGAAUUUUAAUAAGCUAUUUCCCUUGCAGAAUUUUAGCUUUCGUAUCGUUUUGUUCAAUGGGAACUUUACGUGCAAUUAGUAAUUUCUUCUUAUUUUAUUGUAUGUUUUUUACUUUAGUUUGUUAAGCAUGUAAUUACUACAUUAAUAAAAGUGUUGU
Molecule: messenger RNA, 1173 nt
Organism: Nicotiana tabacum (common tobacco)
Lineage: Eukaryota; Viridiplantae; Streptophyta; Magnoliopsida; Solanales; Solanaceae
Product: peroxidase 27-like
Biological process (GO): response to oxidative stress; hydrogen peroxide catabolic process
Molecular function (GO): heme binding; peroxidase activity
Source: RefSeq, a predicted model, not a curated record